GACGUCGUUUAUAAUAAAUCACUUUUUUUUUUUUUUUUUUAUGAAUUAUUGUCUGGCGCGCGCGACCGACGUGUCCACAGGGUGUGAUGGUAACGCAAACCGCUCGGCUCACAGAACAGACAGUACUGGUGGCCUCGUGCGCGAUCGCAUCAGCUUCUGUUUGGACGCUGUCGACGAUAAACGAGCGCAUGGCGCGCCCGUAGUGAGGUCGUUUGGACGGCGUGGAGGGGAGCGAGGGCGAACGACGUACGACAAGUAUGUUUGGUCAGAGCCUGUUCGGGAUUGUUUUAUCCGGGCGAGGAAGGUUCGCGACAGACUUGAAGUUUUGUCGAGGACACGAAUGAUUACUUUUGGACAACAUUUUGCCAUAUCAUUGGCUACUCAACAGCACAAAACUAAAAAUCAACAGGAACAAGAUCAUCAAAAUCAACAAGAUACAGCACCAGGCGGAGUUAAUAUUCUAUUGGGAGGGGUUAUGAUGAGUAGCAUGAUAUUAUUUAUUUUAUGGAUGUGUUAUUGUUGUCGAUGGAAAGACAACAAGUUUGAUACAUCUACAUGUGAUGAACAGCCACAACCUUUUUGGAUUGAUGUUAAUUCAAACACGUAUUAUGAAGCAUUACAAUGGUCUUUACAACAAGAAUGUUGUGAAAUACCAGAAACGUAUUAUACACCAGAAACAAUGCAAGAAACACCACCAAGAUAUGAAACAGUAAUCACACCACCUCCUGGAUAUGAAGAUGUGAUGAGAGAAAAUUACAAAAAGAAAAAAUCUUUAUUGGGUGUCACAGAAAAUAAUAAGAUGCAUACUAUUUGACCACAAUUGUUUUAAGCUUAUAUAUACAAUAUACAUACACAUAUAUAUUUACACUAAACUAUUUACAUUAGGAAUUACAGGGGAGUAGAAAAUCUAAACAAAUCUGUUCAUGUUUUGUACAAUUUUAUUUUAUUGUUUUUUGUAAAAAUAUAUUAUACAUUUUACUUAUAAAUUAUAGUGAUUAGAUGUAAUUUGGUAUGAUGUGUUUAAGUAUAAAAAUUACCAAUAACAA
Aphis gossypii (cotton aphid) is the source of this 1046-nucleotide messenger RNA. RefSeq lists its product as uncharacterized. Lineage: Eukaryota; Metazoa; Arthropoda; Insecta; Hemiptera; Aphididae. The transcript has 4 exons. Bases 41 to 814 code for a protein of 257 amino acids. The record is from RefSeq and is a predicted model, not a curated record.